Molecule: messenger RNA, 5720 nt
Organism: Pezoporus occidentalis (night parrot)
Lineage: Eukaryota; Metazoa; Chordata; Aves; Psittaciformes; Psittacidae
Product: ATP-binding cassette sub-family A member 10-like
Exons: 39
Coding region: 321-5219 (1632 amino acids)
Biological process (GO): lipid transport; transmembrane transport
Cellular component (GO): intracellular membrane-bounded organelle; membrane
Molecular function (GO): lipid carrier activity; ATP hydrolysis activity; ABC-type transporter activity
Source: RefSeq, a predicted model, not a curated record
GAGUAACUUUUCGGAGAAUCCGCUCCAGCAACCCAACAGCAAUACGCUCCGUUUGCUUUUUCUAACAUAAAUAAAUCUGAACAUCUGCCAAAGAGGAAGGUGGGGGAGGAAGCAAGGGAAAAGAGAAGUGAUGGUGUGAGGAAUGCCUUUCGGCAGAAGUGCUGGACUGAAGAAAUGAGUGCGUGGACAAAGGAGCACUGAGAGCCACUGGGGCAGCGAGGCCAGUCCAUCCCAGGGAGGAUCAGCACCUCCACUUCUAUAGGCACACUGCAAAGGAUGAGCUCUGGAUUCCUUUCAAACCUUUCUAUCAAGGUUCAAAGAUGAAGACUCUUCAGAGAAAUAUGAGUGUGUUCCAGCAAACUAAAGUUCUCUUGUGGAAAAAUAUCCUGACGAAGUGGAGGAUGAAGACGCAGAGCUUUCAGGAAUGGAUGCUGUCUCUGCUCUUUCUGCCACUGAUUUUCUUGUUGUGCAUGUUCCUGAGGAGCAUUCGCUACCCUGAAGUGCCUUAUGGCUACCUCGGGCAGUUGGAUGAUCCUGCCUAUGAUGCCACUGGGGUCACCAUCGCUUAUACACCCAUCACUGUGACCACAAGGCAGAUCAUGAAUAAAGUGGCCUUGAACUCGGUAAUGACAGGUAUAAUAUUAGAAGCACUGGACAGUGAGAGAGCCCUGGAAGAAGCCUGGAUUUCAAAUAGAGAAAUUAUAGGGGUUGUAUUUAAGGACAACGUCUCCUAUCACCUCAGGUUUCCUGCUGAGAAUGUGGCUAUUCCAAAUGACAACUUUGGACACAUAGAUAACUGUUUUGAUUUCUCAUGGUCGAGCUGUCGUAGCCCAAGGUACUGGUACAAAGGCUUCCUGUCCCUGCAGGCCAGCAUCGAUGCUGCUAUUAUAGAGGUAGUGGCAAAUCAUUCUGUUUGGGAAGAAAUGAAAUCAAUUGCUGGUGUCCGUAUGAAGUCCCGAAGCGUCAUCCCCUCCAUCACACUAAACUACAGUUACUUCAUGAUUACUAUCGUGAUGUGUUUCUCCCCAUUCAUGUAUUUCUUGUCAAUGAAUGUUGCAAGAGAAAAGAAGCAGCUCAAAGUAUUGAUGAAGACAAUGGGGCUGCAGGACAUUGCAUUUUGGCUCUCCUGGAGUCUGCUGUAUGCUGUUUACGUGCUGGUCCUCUCCUGCCUGCUGACAGCUGUCAUGGUGCAGAAUUCUUUCUACCUCAGCAGCUUCCCUUCGGUCCUAUUGCUGUUUUUCCUCUAUGGCCUAGCAUGUAUCCACCUGGUUUUCAUGCUCUGCUCCCUAUUAAGGACCUCCAAACUCGCUGGCUUUGUGGCCUUCCUCAUCACCCUCCUCUUCGGAUGCCUGAGCCUUGUGGUGCUGAUAGAAAAGCUUCCAGAACCAGCGAAAUGGUUUCUUGGUCUCUUCUGUCCUUUUGCAUUUAACGCUGGCAUUGCAAAGGUUUUCCAUUUAGAAAAAUACGGAAUGGGUUUCUCUUUUUCUAACCUAAUGGAGGAUUCAUACUUUCUAUUUUCAACUUACAUUAUGCUGGUCUUUGACUCAGUCUUGUACAUGCUGUUAGCUAUGUACUUCGACAAAGUUCUCCCAGGCAAAUACGGCAUCCCAGACUCCCCUUUUUUCUGCCUGGAGCCCUCAUACUGGGUGCGGAGCAGGAGAGGCUCCACCAGGAAGAUGCCCCGAACUCCAGUGAACCCUGAAGAGCUCCUCAAUGAUGAUGUAGAGCCGGUGCCCUCUGAAUUCAUGGGGAAAGAGGCCAUCAGACUCAGCAAUAUUAAAAAAGCAUAUAAGAAGAAGGACAAGAAGAUAGAAGCUUUAAGAGGUUUGUCUCUAAAUAUUUAUGAGGGUCAGAUCACUGCCUUACUUGGCCACAGUGGGGCUGGAAAAACGGCACUGUUAAAUGUGCUCAGUGGGCUCACUUUCCCUUCCGAAGGCUCUGCAACCAUCUACAACUACAAACUCUCUGAAAUAGGAGAUAGGGAAGAGAUUCGAGAGAUGAUUGGCAUCUGCCCCCAGUUCAAUGUACAGUUCAGUGUCUUAACAGUGAAAGAAAACUUGAAAACCUUUGCAGAAAUCAAGGGCAUCAGGUCCAAAGAGGUAGAGCAAGAGGUGCAAAACAUUUUGGAACUGCUGGAUAUAAGUAACAUUCAAGACACUCAAGCAGAGAAACUCAGUGGUGGGCAGAAACGGAAGUUAUCCAUUGGAAUAGCCAUGCUUGGGAACCCCCAGGUUUUGCUCCUGGAUGAGCCAACGGCUGGGUUGGAUCCUCUUUCCAGGCACAAUGUGUGGAGCCUCCUCAAGGAGCACAGAGCUGGACGAGUGAUCCUGUUCAGUACCCAGUUCAUGGAUGAGGCUGAUAUCCUCGCAGACCGCAAGGCUUUCAUCUCACAUGGGAGGCUGAAGUGUGUUGGUUCUUCUCUGUUCUUGAAGAAGAAAUGGGGGAUUUGCUACCAUUUAAGGAUCCAUGUCAAUGAGUCCUGUGACUUAAAGAACGUGACAUCUCUGGUUAAACGGUACAUCCCCAAUGUCAUAUUCUCAGAACACAGUCAAUGUGAACUGAGAUAUAAACUGCCACUAGAAAACAUGAACAAAUUCCCAGAUCUGUUCAGUGGCCUCGACAGCUGCUCUGACCAGGGAAUUAUCAAUUAUGGAGUUAGCAUGACAACCCUGGAGGAUGUCUUCCUGAGGCUGGAGGAAGAAGCCACAGUGGAUCAAGAAGAUGAGCACGUCCUCCGGGAAGAGUGUGCAGAAGUGGGAUCACGAUGCCCUGAUGAGAUGGAGCCGUGCUCCCUGCUGCUCUCGGACUCUGGGAAGGCGGCAGUCGUCGGCUUGGCUCUCUGGAGGCAGCAGGUCUCUGCCAUGGCGUGGGUCCACUUCUUAAAGCUGAAGAGCUCAGUGAAAAGCCUGCGGUCCAUUUUGCUGCUCUAUGUGGUUUUCCUGCUUCCUGUGGUUUUGCAACUGUCCCUGCUUGCUGUGUGGCAGAGAGCGAAUGUUUGGGAGCUCUCAUCUGCACGGUACUUCUUGCCCCAGGGGAAGAGGGCUUGGUCAGAGACAACAACCAGCCUCCUGGUCCACAACAACACCGGCACAGCCAUUGAAGACUUCAUCCACGUGCUCGAAAGCCAAGACCUCACAGUGGAAAUAACAAGUGAGGAAAACAUCACAGAGGAGCUAAAACACAAUGGGGCUAUAAAGGUGUCUCGCAAAGGUCAGAGCUACAGGUUUACCGUGUUAUGCCACCUGGAGACUGUCAACUGCUUCCCGGUGCUUGUGAAUGUCAUUAGCAACGCUCUGCUGAAAGCCUUCAAUUCCACCAUGCACAUUCGGAUCUGGAGCCAUCCAUUUUUCUCUGUAGACGAACCACAGUUCUGGAAUAUUUUUGCUACUUUUUACCUCUUUUAUAUGCUGUUGUUAUUCCCUGGUUUUCCUCCACACUUUGCAAUGGGCUAUAUGCAGGAUUACAAGGCAGGAGCUCGUGCCCAGCUGAGGGUCUCAGGGCUCUUUCCCUCAGCAUACUGGUGUGGCCAGGCACUGGUGGACAUCCCACUGUGCUGGCUCCUUCUCUUCUCGAUGUUUGGGCUCCAGUUUGCAUUGAGCACCAAAACUUCCUGGCACACCGACGUCCUCUUCCUGCUGAUCACAGGUGCUCUUAGCUAUGGAAUUUCUAUUGUUCUCUUCACUUAUGUGAUCUCCUUCGUCUUUCGCAGAGGAUGGAACUGUGAUUUUUGGUCUUUUAUCAUGAUAGCGGUAUGCUUCGUUACUUGUAUCAUCAGCAAAGUCAUGGAUUUUUCUGUGGGUAUCAGAGCCACCCUCUAUGUUCUGUCUCUCUUGAUUCCCUUGUACCCACUGCUGUGUUUAACGAUGAGCUGCAUGCAGGUUUUUGUAGACGAUGAGAGUUUUUUUGAUUUGAUUCCAAAGACCGAUCUACUAAUAACUGUCUUUGCACCUUUGAUCCAUUCUGUGGGUUUCAUUUUUCUUCUUCGAUAUUUGGAGAUCAAAUAUGGAAGAGCAGUUCAGAGAAAGGACCCGAUAUUUAGGAUUUCCCCAAGAAGACAAAGCAGCCACCAGCAUCCUGAAGAGCUUGGAGAGGAAGAUGAAGAUGUUAAAGCUGAAAGAGCAGCAGUGAGAAAUGCCAUAGCGACCCUGAGUCAGGAGGAGAAAUCAGUCAUCAUUGUCAGCAAUCUAUGUAAGGAAUAUAAAGUAAAGCAAGCUGGUUCCAUUUUUAAGAAGAAGAAGAAGAAAAUGGCCACCAAAAAUGUUUCCUUCCAUGUUAAAAAAGGAGAAGUAUUAGGGCUGCUGGGGCCCAACGGAGCUGGUAAAAGCACAACUAUGAAAAUGAUCACUGGAGAGACAACACUGACUGCUGGGCAGGUGCUGAUGAAGAAAGGAAAUGGAGCAACUUCCCACCUCCAGGACCAUGCACCCUCCUUCCUGGGGUACUGCCCACAAGAGGACCCACUCUGGCCAGACCUCACCGUGCACCAGCACCUGCAGGUCUAUGCGGCUGUGAAAGGGGUGCCCAAGGAGGAUACAGCUGCUGCUGUCAACCGAAUAGUAAAUGCUCUACAGCUUCAAGACCACCUAAAAAAGAAAUCCAGAAAAUUAUCUGCUGGGAUAACCAGAAAGCUGUGCUUUGCAGUGGGCAUGCUGGGCAACCCAGCGGUCCUGCUCCUGGACGAGCCAUCAACUGGCAUGGACCCCAAAGGGCAGCACUGUGUCUGGAAAACGCUUCGUGCCGCCCUGAAAACCAAGGAGUCAGGAGCCGUCCUUUCCACACACCACAUGGAGGAGGCGGAGGCAGUGUGUGACCGUGUGGCCAUCCUGGUGUCGGGGCAGCUAAGGUGCAUUGGCUCCGUUCAGUACCUGAAGAACAAGUUUGGCAAGGGCUAUCUGCUGGAAAUUAAGGUGAAGGAUCUGGAGCACGCUGAGCUUCUCCAUGCUGAGAUUUUGAGGAUUUUCCCAAGCGCAGCCCGUCAGGAGCGGUUCCCUUCUUUGCUCGUCUACAAGGUCCCAGUGGAAGAUGCACUGCCCCUGUCUCGAUCUUUCUCCAAGCUAGAGGAAGCCAAACAAAACUGCAACCUCGAGGACUACAGCUUCUCUUUGAACACUUUGGCUCAGGUGUUUCUGGAACUCUCCCGAGAGCAGGAAAUGGAUAAUUUUGACCUAAGUUUGGAUGGGGCUUUUGAAUGGAAUCAGCUUCAGCAGGAGGACUGUUAAAGAUCCAAGAUGCUCAUUUACGCCUUACUCCAUACUAACCCAAUAUGAUACUGUGCAUAUUUACUAUCAUUAUCAGCGUACCAUGAAGAGAAAGAGCAGCUUUACCUUUCCAGCAAGCAUCUGCUGAGGGGUCCUCUCCAAUGCAGAAGACUUUUCACCUGGACAUUGCAGGUGCCUACAUUAAGCCCGACCCCAACCAGCAUUUCCAAUGGCUGGUUGAUGAAGCAGUGCCUGCACUGACGAAAGCUCUCAUCAAACAGAGCAGCACACAGCAAAGGGACAAAGAGGUUUGCAGGGAUCAUAACCCAUCUAUAGGGAUCGGGGCUCUGCUUUGCUCAGUAGAUGUGGGUGCAUCAGGGAAUUCUGAACAUGCUGCCAACUUUCUGGGCUCCUCUCCCACCAGUGUGGGGGGUUAUUUACCUACGAUGUGUUUAAAUGCAUCUUAAUGAAAUUUGCACUCUAUUUUUAUACCCUUCCAAUAAAUGUCUCUAUAGAAACUGC